Molecule: messenger RNA, 1836 nt
Organism: Photinus pyralis (common eastern firefly)
Lineage: Eukaryota; Metazoa; Arthropoda; Insecta; Coleoptera; Lampyridae
Product: zinc finger protein OZF-like
Exons: 9
Coding region: 120-1754 (544 amino acids)
Biological process (GO): regulation of transcription by RNA polymerase II
Cellular component (GO): nucleus
Molecular function (GO): zinc ion binding; DNA-binding transcription factor activity; RNA polymerase II cis-regulatory region sequence-specific DNA binding
Source: RefSeq, a predicted model, not a curated record
GGCACGUAUAAACAUAUUUCGGUUCCGCGUUCGUUCGCCAUUUCUGACAUCGGUUAUUUGUCAAAUGCACGACUUACGUUUCGAAUAAGAUUACGUGUGUGAUUUCUAAUUUGUGCAAAAUGGACAUGAGUAUUUAUUUAACGGCACCCUUACAACUGCAAAAGAUCUGCAGGGCAUGUUUAAGCGAAAAGGGAGAUAUGCGACCUUUGUUUGGGGCUUGCUUAGACGAAAUGCUCGUAUCGUUUGCCGCCAUUCAGGUUGAAGAGAAUGAUGGAUUACCAAACCUCAUGUGUGUUCAAUGUGUCUUACAGUGCAGUCGGGCGUAUACAUUCAAACAGCUUUGUGAAAGGUCUGAAAAUAUCCUGAGGCAGUACAUUAGUACAGAUUUUCAGGAGCAGCUCACAAAAUCUUUACUUGAUCAACAAACGAAGGAGGAACUAGAAGAGCAACUAAACUUUGACCCCCAGCCAAAUGAAACGGUAAUUACUGAUGCAAUUCCAGCAGAAUUGGUCAAUGUGAGUUACAUAGAGGAUGGCACAUACAAAAUUGAAGUGAAAGGGGAAAUUUUUGUUACCGAAGAUCCACUAGAGAAUGUGACUGCUCAAACAAAUGAAAAGAUUUCAAAGCAGAAGUACCCAUGUUCUAAGUGUGAUGAAUCAUUUCCAUUGAAAGUCGAUCUGAAGGUGCACAUGAUGAGCCAUCCGAAGGAGUUGGAUCAUGUAUGUCACGUGUGUAACAAGGGUUUCCCAGAGGCGCGUAUCUUAAAGCGUCAUCUCAAAAUUCAUCUGGAUAAGAAACCUCAUCAAUGCGAUCAGUGUGAUAUGUCAUUUGCCGAGAGCUCGAAUUUAAGUAAGCAUAAGAAGAAACAUACGGGCGAGUUGCGAAACAUUAAGGGAAAACCACAUCUGUGUUCUGUCUGUGGGAGAGCAUUCAAAUGGGCAUCUAGCCUUUCAAAACAUAUGAAAUAUCAUACAGGACAUAAGUUGCUUACGUGCAAGUACUGUAGUAAGCAAUAUGUCGAAGCUAGAAGUUUACGCAUUCAUGUUAGAUCUCACACGGGAGAGAGGCCUUACGUUUGUGAUAUCUGUCAAAAAAGUUUCACGCAGGUGUGCAACCUCGAGAAGCAUCUACGAGUGCACACAGGGGAAAAACCGUUUUUGUGCCCCACAUGCGGGAAAGGAUUUACCCAGUCGGGUUAUGUGGGAAUCCACAUGCGCACUCACACAGGCGAACGUCCUUACAUCUGCACAACUUGCGGAAAAGCAUUUGCCGGGUCAAACACUUUAGCAAUACAUCAACGCAUCCACACCGGUGAGAAGCCAUACAAUUGCAACUUGUGUGGGAAAUCUUUCAGUCGCCAUGAGACGCUAGUGAUACACACCAGAUCGCACACCGGGCAUAAGCCGCACAUUUGCUCGGUGUGUAAUAAGGGAUUCACUUCAUCUGGACAUUUAUCAGGACAUAUGCGGACACAUACCGGUGAAAAACCACACGGGUGCGGGAUCUGUGGAAAGAGAUUCGCCGGUUCAAGUAGUCUCAAAGUGCACAUGCGCGGACACUCGGGUGAAAAGUCGUUCGUGUGUAAAUUAUGCAAUAAAAGCUUCUCGCAAUCGAGCUCAUUGCAACAACACAUUAGUACACAUACGAUUGUUGCGAAAUCGAAACUCUCCAAAGUAGAAACGGUUCAAGUUACGGAAAUAUUGGAUGGUACUACAGUGCACACGGUUCAGGUUCAGGAAAUUAGUUCGAUAUAAUCAUUUUCUUUUUAGGAUCAUAGCAACUAGUCAUUUAUUUAGUAUUUUGACAUUGUAAAAGGCCUAUUAAACUGUUGCGUUA